This is a messenger RNA of Aspergillus homomorphus CBS 101889, 351 nucleotides long. RefSeq lists its product as uncharacterized. The record is from RefSeq and is a predicted model, not a curated record. The transcript has 3 exons. The coding region runs from base 1 to 351 and encodes 116 amino acids. Lineage: Eukaryota; Fungi; Ascomycota; Eurotiomycetes; Eurotiales; Aspergillaceae.
AUGCUCCCAAAUGAGAUCCAACAAUACUGGCUCCCCGGCUACGGGCUCUCACGGUAUAUCGUCCUCAGCCAUAUACAAUACUUCCUUGGUCCGUCGGCUACGGCUCGUCCGUACUCUUAUCAAGGCCGAGACGGCUACCUCGUAACCGGCGUACCGUUGACAAGGUUACCCCCGGACACGGAAACAGGACCAAAUCGACGACCUAGCCACCAUGUCUCGCGAAUACGAACGCCAAGAAUCCCUCCGCAUGACCGGGGAUACUUCCAGCGGUGGCAGCAGCAGCAGCAGAAGAGGGGGCGGUGGUUCACCGAAUGCCCGGUUCGCUGGGGAUCGAGAGCCGUUUAUCAAUGA